Camarhynchus parvulus is the source of this 1290-nucleotide messenger RNA. RefSeq names its product mitochondrial ribosomal protein L48 (gene MRPL48). Gene Ontology annotation, cellular component: mitochondrial ribosome. NCBI's taxonomy places the organism in Eukaryota, Metazoa, Chordata, Aves, Passeriformes, Thraupidae. The transcript is spliced from 8 exons. The coding region runs from base 431 to 1102 and encodes 223 amino acids. The record is from RefSeq and is a predicted model, not a curated record.
GGGGAACGACGCGGGGACGGAGGGAAUGGGAGGAACGGGAGCGGAGGAGUAGCCUUGGUCUCUGGGACAGCUGAGGCAGCCCCAGCCCUGCUGCCGGAGGCCCUGAUCCUGCCGUGGUUUGGUUUCGGAAGGAAGUGUGGGGGUGAUCCUGAGGGGGUCCAGACCUUGAGAUCGUGCUCUGGAUCUGUCUUGGUGCUCCUGGACCAGGGGCUGAGACACCCACACACCCCUACUGCCCAUCCUCACACACCCAACUCCACUACAAGCCUCGUCUCCGUGGCCCCUGCCAGAUCCCUGUCCCUCUACACGGGGACACUUGGGACGUCGGUGUUUGUCCCCCACCCUGGUUUGGCGACAGCAAAGCUCUUUGCUGAAUGGAUGAGCUGUUUUCUCCACCCGUGUGGAGGUGGGACAAGCACGAGGGUUGUUCAUGGACUAUCCAACCGUAUUCCUGGGAUGGCUGUCCAAACGCUCCUGGAGCUGGGUGCUGUGCUCGGAGAAGGGAGUGUUGCUCAGGCAGGUGUUGGCCCUCAGCAGAGCAGCAACAGCCAGAGAAAACCUUCUGUGUGCUGCAGGUGAUGCACUCCUGGCUUCCCACAGAUCCUACAGGUCCCGACCUACACAUGGAAUUGGGAGGUUUAAAUACCUGCUCCCAAAGGAGGUUCCAAAGAGGAGGAAGGAAAAGGUGCAGAUGAAAGAGAUCAGUGCUGGCACUGAGUACCAGUAUGGAGAUAUCAACAUCCAGAUGACUUCCCAUGACCUGUGCCUGGUGGAGCACUUUGCUCAGUAUGUGCACAGGCUCUGCAACCGCCUCUCCAUCCGGGUCAAUGAGAGCUACGCCAUGCCCACCAAAACCAACGAGGUGCUGUUCCUGGAAGAGAGGGGAUCCAAAAUGCAGCUGGAUGCAGUCCUUACCACCCACCAGAGGGUUGUCCAGAUCCGCGGUUUGAGCUCCACGUUUGCUCCCAUCCUGCUGGAAGUCAUUCAGAGCAGCCAGCCUGAGGGGGUGCACCUGCUGAUGAAACAGCACACGGAAGCCGAUUUCAAGAGCCGGCUGAAGGCUCGACCGGAGCUGGAGGAGCUGCUGGCAGAGUUGUCCUGAGGUGAGGAGCAAUGUGCUGCCAUCCAUGGGCUCUUCCAGCCUCCACAGGGUGCUUCUGUGAGCUCUGUCCUGGUAACUCUGUGAAUUGGGAGGAAUUCCUACUGUUGGCAACCAGCUUGUCUCAGUAAAAAUAAAUAAUGUGUUUAUAUCUCACUGGUUUGUACUGGGAGCAAAGGUGCCACAAUGGA